Biomphalaria glabrata is the source of this 5532-nucleotide messenger RNA. Its product is annotated as WD repeat-containing protein 86-like. The coding region runs from base 314 to 1561 and encodes 415 amino acids. Lineage: Eukaryota; Metazoa; Mollusca; Gastropoda; Planorbidae. The transcript has 7 exons. Gene Ontology annotation, molecular function: protein binding. The record is from RefSeq and is a predicted model, not a curated record.
GCACGCGCUCACACACAUGGCCGCUGCUUCACAUUUCUUCUUUCAGAUUCAGUUUUGUCAAGAGAACAAGACAUGAAGAUUAGAUUCCUUGGAUGAAUAAUGUAGCCCGUUAGGUCAAAGUUCAAAGGAGUGUAUUAGUGUUUCUGCUGUGUUAUUCGCUAACAUAUUUGUUUUCUCAAAGACCGGAAUUAAGUUUAAUUAAUAGUAACAUCACGCUGGAGUUGAACUUUAAAAAAAAAAUUAAUAACAUUUUUACAAUUUGAGGAGUUUAAUUCAUUGUUUAACACUGCUGGUCACGUGAAAGGUGAAGGCCAUGGGAUGCCUUCAGUCCAAGAAAGUUGAGGAGAACUAUCUCCUCCAGAGUCUGCAAGAACAUGAGCGCGGAAUCAACGCCAUGGCGGUCAGUGAGGAUGGGUCAGUACUGGCCACAGCUGGCGAGGACAAAACAGCUAGACUCUGGAGUACCAAGACCGAGCAGUGUGAGUGUAUCGGAGUCCUCCGAGGUCACACGGAUUAUCUGAAUUGCAUCCUGAUUGAAGAUUGUUUUGUCCUGACCGGAAGUGCCGACAAAACAAUCAGGAAGUGGGACGUCGGCACGUGCGAGUGUCUUCUGAUUUUAACUGGCCAUUCAAGUGUCAUUUACAGAAUGAUCUGCACUGGAGAUUUUAUCUUCUCAAGCUCAUACGACAGAACCGCCCGGGCCUGGGACUUUGACACAGGAGAAUGUGUCCGCGUGUUCAGGGGUCACAAGAGGGGCGUUUACCCCCUGAUCUUCAUUCCAGCCGACCAGGACGACGACGAAGAGCUGGAGGUCGGCACCCCUAAAGACAUUCUCAUCACGGGGUCCGCUGAUUUCACGGCGAGGACCUGGAACUUUGAAACCGGCCAGCUGAUGAAAGUCAUGAAAGGUCACACCGGAGCCGUCACAUGCAUGUCCGUUGACCCCACAGGGCGCGUGCUGUUUACCGGAAGUACGGAUUUUACUAUUCGGAGCUGGAAUUUGUACAAAGGCUCUCAGUUGAAAACUUUUGAAGGACAUCAAGGCUCAGUAAUCUGCAUGACGGUUGUCAACAAACUUAUCUACAGUGGUAGCUCUGAUCACACUGGCCGGGCCUGGGUCGCCGAGUUUGGGGACUGCACUCGAAUAUACAAGGGACAUAAGCACACAGUUAGUGUUAUCAAAGUCUAUGAAGGAAUGGUCGUCACAGCCUGCGGAGACACAGUGGUUAGGGUGUUCGACGCCAAGUCAGGGGCGCUCAAACGGACGAUGAAAGGUCACACCAGCACUGUCACUGCUAUGCAGGUCGUUGACGGCAAACUCUUCACCUCUUCCUACGACGGCACCUUGAACGUCUGGGACGUGGCCAACAUCGACGGCGACAGCCAACUCCGAAACUACGUGGCCGUCCAGAACAACAGCGGCGCCAACAAUAACAACAACAACAACAACGACAAGGCCAAGGAGAAGCACAAGAUGAACGACGUGGACAAGUUUGGCGGACUGCAAGACAUCCCCGGGCAGGUCAAGGCCAAGGAAGCGGACAGAAUUGUCAUUGAUUAGCGGAUCUAGAUAGGAACACCUAGGUCAAAACAAUAAUAAUUGAAAUUUAUUAUUUGGUUCUAUAUUUUCAAGAAACAAAAUGACCAAAGAAAAAAGCAAAAAAAAUAUCAGACACAGGGGCGUAGUAAAGGGGGGGAGCACUAUGCCCGGGCGCCACCCUAAGGGGAGGCGGCAUACGCAGUUUAUAUUUCUAUGUGAUGUUAAUGGAAAAUGGGAGGGGGGGCGCCAAUAAAAUACCUUGCCCCGGGCGCAAGUUUUGCUCACUACGCCUCUGAUCAGACAUUAUAUAACAUAUUGAUUUUGGGCUUUUGUUUAAAAGAACAUUGCAUACUUUUCAUAUGUCACAUUUUGUCUAGCUUUGUAUGAAUUUUUUUUUCAUUUCAGUCACAUGAUAACCUGCACAUCCUGUUGCAUACAUUGGAAACCUGUUUUUCUUUCAAUUAUAUUAAGUACAUUAAAUUGUUAUACAUAACACCGAAGAAUACAUACAACAUGUAUUAGGAGUUUUCUGAGUGCAGUCGUCUUGACUGAAUGUUAUACAAUAUCUACUCCAAUGGUGACCAAAUCAACUUACUUUUACAGUUUAUAGGGACUAGCACAAGAGUCAAUACUCUCCUAAAACAUUUACAAAUUAGACAUAAUUAUACACAAUGAUGAGAAUAUUUAUUUAUUUAUUUUUUUAUAUAGUUUUUUAUUUGUAAGUUCUCAUAAUUCACAAGUAUUAAAUCAUAAACAAUUGAAAAGUGAUUAACCUGAAAAUAUAAUAAAAGUAAUAGAAAUACUAUUUAAUAUCAAAGACAUACUACCUAACUAUUGAAACCACUAAAAAUGAUAUAAGGAUCCUCUACCCCAGAACAAACAACACAAUAUCAAAUAUCCCUGACCCCCAACACCCCAUUUCUGGAAUACUGUCUGAGUAUUGUACAAGUGUAUGAAAAUCAAACUAGAUAAUUCUCUACUCUAAUAUCAUUAUUUUUUCUUAAUGUCAAUUCUAAGUGAUUAGGAUCAAACACUUUAUUAUUGUGUUAAGCUUUGAGCCAGCUACCCCAAACAAGAUUCCUGUAUUCGGAAACAAUAAUCAAGUUCAAAUUACAUUGAAAUUUAUUUUUCUAGUUUUGGCAGCUUGUGUAAAACAAUAGACAAGUUAACAUUCACAUAGUUGCCACAGUUAGCUUCUAAUAAGUCCCUUACAGUACUCUUUACUUAAGGAAUAAGGGACACAAUGAUGAGAAUAUUUAUUAGAAUAUUAAACAUAAACAUGGACAUUACAGCAUAAUAAAUCUUGUAAUUGUUAUUUUUCUAUAUAAAUAUUUUCGGUUUUACAAGUGGGGAUAAAGUUAUUGAAUAAGAGAAGCAACUUCAUUACUUGCACAGUGCAUUAAAAAAUAAUGACUUCCUUUUCGAUCAAAUGGGACACAUUCAUAGUGUAGAUUUAUCUUCAUUAUCAUCUCAAUCCUUCUCUAUGGUGUGUAACUCUUACUUUAUCGUAUCAAUUAGAGACCCUUUUUUUUCUCAAAUGAGAAGAUAUUUAUAUACUAAUAUGAUUCUGAUCAUUGACUGACACAUAUGUCUAAAUCAGGGGUUCUCAACCUGUGUGUCGCGACCCCCUUGAGGGUCGAUUGACGAUUUGCCAGGGGGUCGCCUAAGACCAUCGAAAAUAUGGAUUGUAUUUGUCUACUCUUCUAUUGCUGUAUGUGAGUGUCGGGAGUGGGGGGUUGUAAAAAGGGGUCGCCGAGAAUAAAAGGUUGAGAACCGCUGUUCUAAAUGUUCCCAAUAUCAUCUUGUUCGAUGCAAUAAUAUCAGACCACGUAGAGCGCGCUGACAAAGGAAGGUUGCAUGAUAAGUGUGGGGGGGGGAGGACGCUUACAUGACAGCAUAGUUAGUUGCAGGCUUAAGUAGCAAUGAAUUGAUCGAGGAGGGAAGCUAAAGGAUGACGCAUGAUUUGACCUACAUUUGUUGCCGAAUGUAGUCAGUCGCUGUACAGUAACUGUAACAGCCAAAUGAUUUUGUGUCUUUAGACAAGACUAAAAGCAGUAACUUCAAACACUACGAGUUGCCAUGCUAAACUAGAUCUCAAAGUAAAAGUUUCGUUAGAAAUUAGAUCUCCAAGGAAACGUUUUGUAAUAAACUAGGUCUCCAAGUAAACUUUUUUGUAUAAACUAGGUCUCAAAGUAACUUUUUUGUAAUAAACUAGGGCUCCAAGUAAACUGCUCGUAUGAGACUAGGUCUCCAAGUAAACUGUUCGUAGGAAACUAGGUCUCCAAGUAAACUGUUCGUAGGAAACUAGGUCUCCCAGUAAACUGUUCGUAGGAAACUAGGUCUCCCAGUAAACUGUUCGUAGGAAACUAGGUCUCCAAGUAAACUGUUCGUAGGAAACUAGGUCUCCAAGUAAAUUGUUCGUAGGAAACUAGGUCUCCAAGUAAACUUUUUUGUAAUAAACUAGGUCUCUUAGUAAACUGUUAGUAGGAAACUAGAUCUCCAAGUAAACUUUUUUGUUAUAAACUAGGUCUCCAAGUAAACUGUUCGUAGGAAACUAAGUCUCCCAAGUAAACUUUUUGUAAUAAACUAGGUCUCCAAGUAAACUGUUCGUAGGAAACUAGGUCUCUAAGUAAACUGUUCGUAGGAAACUAGGUCUCUAAGUAAACUGUUCGUAGGAAACUAGGUCUCCAAGUAAACUGUUCGUAGGAAACUAGGUCUCCAAGUAAACUGUUCGUAGGAAACUAGGUGGUCUCCAAGUUAAAAUUUUCCGAAUAAAAUGGAGUAAAAAUAAUUGCAACAAAGAAAAACAAGAAUUCAAUGUUGAAAGCAUCAAUUGAAAUAAUUAUUUUGCAAAAAGUGAAAUGUAUAUUGCCGAUUGCCAUUGAUCUAAUUUAAAAUACAAAUGUCAUUUAAAAAUGUAUCAGAUUACUUGUAAGGUCAUUAAAAUAAUAAUAAACUAUCAAAAGCGGUAUAUCCAUAUAAGGUAUAUAAGGCACUACAUGGAUGUGAAUGUGACUUUUUGUUUUGUAUUUGUAUAUAUAUAACGUGUAUCUUUUGUAACAUUAUGUUUGAUAUUCUUAUAUAAGAAUAUAAAUACUCUAUACAAGAUAUUCCAGUAAUAGUUCUUAUUUCUCUUGGGUUAAGGCUUUCACGUAGAAAGAAUUUUUAUUUAUAUUGUACUGGUUAUAAAGCGCACACUAUCGUCCAGAAAUUCUAUUUUUUUCUCUAUUUGAUUCGUGACUGGAUGUUGCUCAAAAUGCCAAAAUUUCUAUGACGUGUCUUUUCAAAACUAUUAUGAUAAUUUCCCCUGUCUUCACUCUUUGCUUGUUGUCCUUGAACGAGUUAACGUUUCCUCUUUGUAAAGUCAGGAAGGAAAACUAUGAAUCUAAACCUCGUCUGCAAUGGAGCUAAAUUGAAACACGGAAAAGGGAGUAAACCUGGGGGGAAAAUAAAUAUGACCAUAACCCUUAGGCAGAUGUCACACAGCGUGCUACACUCUGGCAGACGAUUCAACGCUGAUGACCCUAAAACAUAUCGGCUAAAGCCGUUCAUUAGGACUUAACGGCGGCUUUGAUGGGGGGUAGGAGAGGGGAGGCAACAACGUCUUGACCAAAGCCCAUGCCCGGGACACCAUCUCGCUGUCCACAAGAUGUGCCCUAGUUCGUCUAACUAUAACAAUUUAUUUGAAUAGAAUAAUUUUACAUUUCCAAUGUGUUUCAUUUUUAUAUGUAUUUUAUUUUCUUAACUUUCAUUGACUAAAAUAUCAAUUAAAUUUCUGGAAAUGUUUCCCAAUUUACAUAGACAAAAAUGUAUCAUAUUUUGUUUCGUCUGUUACAAUAAAUGUAUAUUUUCAUGUUGUAUGUUGCCAUUGUAAUGAAUCCAAACUAAUAUUUUUUGAUCCAAAACACGCUCUGCCUACAUCAUUGCAAAUGUGCAUAUAAAAUUGUGGAUAUAAACUUCAACAUUUUGUUAUAUUAAAGUUAAUUGUUCGA